Saccostrea cuccullata (small rock oyster) is the source of this 2235-nucleotide messenger RNA. RefSeq lists its product as uncharacterized. Gene Ontology annotation, biological process: DNA integration. The coding region runs from base 1 to 2235 and encodes 744 amino acids. The transcript has a single exon. Gene Ontology annotation, molecular function: nucleic acid binding. Lineage: Eukaryota; Metazoa; Mollusca; Bivalvia; Ostreida; Ostreidae. The record is from RefSeq and is a predicted model, not a curated record.
AUGUUCGGAAUUUCCUCAGCAUCUGAGAUCUACCAAAGAGUAAUUGGACAAGUCAUUCAAGGUAUCAAAGGAGUAAGGAAUUUGUCUGAUGACAUUGUAGUCUACGGGACGGAUCAGGCGGAUCAUAACAAGAAACUUACGAAGGUGCUCGACAGACUAGCUGAGAAAGGGCUUACCCUAAACAGAGAAAAAUGCGAAUUCGGUCUGUCAAAAAUUGUGUUCCUCGGACAUGUGAUUUCAUCAGAGGGGGUUAAACCUGACCAGGAAAAGAUCAAAGCAGUAUCGGAGACCAGGACGCCGAGCAACAGUUCCGAAAUAAGGAGCUUCCUGGGGCUAGCAAACUACUGCGGCCGUUUUAUACCUAACUUCUCAACGAUAGCUGCCCCGUUACGAGAACUUACAAGAAAGAACACGCACUGGAGUUGGACGAAAAGACACCAGGAUGCGUUCGACAUGCUUAAAAGAGCGCUCGUAAGUGCCGAAGCACUAGCAUACUACAAUCCAAAAGCCGAGACAAGGAUAAUCGUGGAUGCGAGUCCCGUUGGACUUGGGGCCAUUCUAGCACAGAAACAACCGGACGGAUUGUUUAAACCAAUUGCAUAUUCAAGUCGAACUCUAACCGACGUUGAGCAAAGAUACUCGCAGACCGAGCGCGAGGCUUUAGGUGUCGUGUUUGGUUGUGAAAAGUUUCACAUGUAUAUAUACGGGCUGGAGUUCGAAAUCUGGACGGAUCAUAAGCCGUUGACUUACAUUUUCUCUCCAAAGUCGAAACCACCAGCUAGAAUCGAGCGAUGGAUGUUGCGACUUCAACCGUAUAAGUAUAAGAUUGCCUAUAUACCUGGACCAAAGAAUGCUGCUGAUGCUCUAUCCAGAUUGAGUCAGAAUCAGGCUUGCCGAAUACGCCACAUUGCAGACGAGUAUGCGCAUUUCAUUGCAGAUAAUGCUGUACCGAAAGCACUCACUAUUCAAGAAGUUCGUCAGAAAACGUCGGAGGACCGAGAACUCGUCGAGAUUAUGAGGAGGAUCAAAACAGGGCAUGGCCGUCUGGAUCCUAAAAUUCGUACUGUGGAAACGGAACUUUCAGUCGUCGACGGAAUAGUAUUACGUGGAUCGCGCAUCAUACUGCCUAAAUGCCUAAGGAAACAAACAAUACAGUUGGCCCACGAAGGACACCAGGGUAUUGUCCGCACGAAACAAAGAUUAAGAGAAAAAGUAUGGUGGCCAGGCAUAGAUACAGAAGCCGAGCGAUUUGUUAGAACAUGUCAACAAUGCCAACUUUUGUCGAACAACAAUAGGCCCGAACCAGUUCGAACAACGGUAUUACCCGACGGGCCAUGGCAGGAUCUGGCUAUAGAUCUUAUGGGACCGUUUCCUUCUGGGGAGUAUCUACUAGUCGUUAUAGACUAUUUCUCCCGAUUUCAGGAAGUAGCCAUUAUGAAAAAGAUAACCAGUGAGAAGAUCAUUCUUCAACUUGAGAGUAUGUUCGCGAGGCACGGCUUACCUUACAGUAUGCGAAGCGACAACGGACCACAGUUUGUGUCAGAGGAAUUUAAGGGAUACCUGAAUUCAAAUGGUAUCAAACACAUUCGGACUACACCAUACUGGCCACAAGGAAAUGGGGAGGUAGAAAGGCAAAACCGAACACUACUCAAAGCCAUUAAAGCUGCAAACGCAGAAGGCAAGGAUUGGAGACAAGAGCUACCCAAGUUUUUACUUGCGUACCGUGCGACCCCACAUUCUACAACCGGAAAAAGCCCUGCAGAGUUAUUAUACAAUCGGAAAAUUCAUACCAAGUUACCAGAGAUCAGUGCAAGAAUCGAUCACAAAGAAGUAAGAGAAACGGACGCAAGACGGAAAGAGGAUUUUAAAAUAAGAGCGGAUGAGAAGCGCCGCGCCAUACCGUGUGAAAUUGAGAUCGGUGACACUGUUGUACAACGUCAGCCAAAGCGCGAUAAGUUGUCAACCGAGUUCGCUCCUGAGAAGUUCAUCGUGAGGGAGAAAUGCAAAAAUGCAGCGACUCUCGAGGAUGAAAAUGGAUCGUUGAUUAAGCGAAACUGCACGGCUAUAAAGAAAUUUAUAUCGAGCGACGAAAACGAAACGUUAUCGCAUGACCCCGAAAUUAGCGCAGACGAUACAGGAGACGAGUUGGAUAAAGACCGUUCUGUCACAGAUACCGGAAGACCAACCCGGGAACGUAAACCACCCGCCUAUCUAAAAGACUAUGUGACCACCUGA